AUGUCCAACGGCGUGCGCAAUCUACGCGCAAUGUUUGAGAACGGAAACGCCGCUGCCUCGCCUGAGCCCCGCGGCCGCUCCCCUACAGACAAUGCAGCUGCGACCGACGCUCAAGAGCGCCCCAAGUCAAAGGUGCGCGCUUCCUUUGUCUCCGUCGAGCCUACCGUCGCCCAUCCCCCGACCGCCUCGACCGACCUGGGCCAGACCAAGGGCACGCCCUCGAAUAGCGUCGCCGCGACCCGACGAGAGAGCUUCCGCGUGAGCCAGGACAAAACCGACGAGCUUGCUGAGCUCAAAAAAGCCGUCAGCGAGGAGAAAGAACAGCGCAGACAGAGCGUCGCCAUCCCGGAAGCUGUUCCAGAACAGGCUGUCGCAUCGCAAGAAUCCUCAUUACCAGCUCCGCCUAUACACGCCGACUCGACCGCCGACAUGGUCAACCUGGGCGCCAUCAUGAAGGGCUCCGACUUUCCCGACUCUGCUUUCGCAGCCGCGAAGAAGGAGGCAGCCGUCGUCGUGCCAGCUCCUGAGAUUGACCAAAUUCCAGUCGACGAGACUCCAGCCGAGACUCCAGCCGAGACCAAAGAGAGUGUCGCUGAGGCCGCCCCAGUCCCCGAGCCCGAGCCCGAGUCCGCUCCCGCUCCCGCUCAGCCUGCAGAGAACCCAGACAAAGCUACUACAGGCGCGCAGGAGGAUGUUGCGCUGAAGCCUGCAGUCCCCACCGAGGAAGCUGUUGUAGAAGAGAGCAAGCCUGCGCUGGAGGAAGCUGCCGUCGACGAUGACGUUGUUGUUGCUGAGGAAAACGCCAUUGCGGAAGAAGCCGCUGUCGUCGAAGAAGCUGCCAUCGCAGAGGAGAUUGCUGGCGAAAAGGAAGCUGCCGCCGCGAACGAAGAGCUAUCCGCCCCUGCUCCAGCCACUGCCCAACCUGCUGAGAACCCAGACAAGCCUGUGACCGGAGUUCAGGAAGAGCUUGCCCUACGGCCAGCAGCGCCCACUGAGGAGACUGCGGUCUCCGAUGCGCCUACUACUCCUUCUGCGCCUACAGAGGUCGCAGCUUCGAGCGAUGAACCUGCUGCGGAAGCUGCUGUACCAGCUGAGAGCAAAGCAAAGGACAAUGGAUCUCCUGCGACUAAGAAGUCGGAGCUGAAGAAGCCUGCCGCAAUCUCUACCACCAAACCUACCAAGGCACCUGCCGCACCCGCCAAAAGCCCACUACCUAAAGCUGCACCGAAAACCCCUACCAAGGCCAAGACACCUGCCUCCAUUCCGAAGCCUAGCCCCGUAAAGACUACGAAGCCUGCAGCUGCGCCAAAGCCAGCAGCUCCUAAGGAGCCAGUCAAAGCGCCCACCGCCAAACCUCCUGUAACAAAAGCUCCAGCGGCCAAAGUUCCUACAGCAAAGACGAGCCGCACUUCUCUGCGACCAGCAGUAUCAUCCUCUUCAGCUACAGCGCCUACCGCUACUGCCGCAGCUAAAACCAAGCCUGCUGCUGCGCCUGGGGAGAACAAGAAGCCUGCAAUCCCCAAGCCAACCACCUCCGCCCCACGUAAAAGCACCUCACCAACUGGCUUCAAGAAGCCAACCCCGAAGUCGCCUACCCGUCCAGUCGGCCUGCCAUCUCGUCUGACCGCGCCCACCGCUGCCUCAGCUGCCAAACAUGGCGAGGAGCCCAAGGUCACACGCAAGCCGUCCACUACAACCCGUGCUGCACCACCAAAGACUGCGGCACCAAAAACCUCGCGAACGUCCCUCGCACCCAGCGCGCCCAAGCGACCUGAAUCACGUACCUCAACUGCAAGCGCUGCGCCUAAAGGGGGAUUCCUUGAGCGUAUGAUGCGACCAACAGCUGCCAGCUCCAGCAAGACACACGACAAGCCCCACGAGAAGGCUUCGUCUCCACCCCGUAAAGCUCCAGCAGCUUCCAAGCCUAGUACUCUACAAAAAGGAAAGAAGAAGGUAGAAGAGGUCGCGGCCAAGGCCAAGGAAGUCGUAACGAACGGACACUCUGAAGAGCACAAGACUGAGGAUGAGCCUGUAAAGGAAGCUGAGCAUUCUGAGCAGGCAUCUGAAGACGCCACCAUCAGUGAGACACCAGAAGAACCAGAGAAGGCCGCCACUCCAGUCCAAGAUGUGGAAUCGUCGGUCGCAGAGAUUCAGACACCAAACUUCCAGGAGGAGACCAUCCGGUAG
Messenger RNA from Alternaria arborescens, 2187 nucleotides. RefSeq lists its product as hypothetical. The coding region runs from base 1 to 2187 and encodes 728 amino acids. The record is from RefSeq and is a predicted model, not a curated record. The transcript has 2 exons. Lineage: Eukaryota; Fungi; Ascomycota; Dothideomycetes; Pleosporales; Pleosporaceae.